Pieris brassicae (large cabbage white) is the source of this 4388-nucleotide messenger RNA. RefSeq names its product serine/threonine-protein kinase tricornered (gene trc). NCBI's taxonomy places the organism in Eukaryota, Metazoa, Arthropoda, Insecta, Lepidoptera, Pieridae. The transcript is spliced from 11 exons. Gene Ontology annotation, biological process: intracellular signal transduction; peptidyl-serine phosphorylation. Gene Ontology annotation, molecular function: ATP binding; protein serine/threonine kinase activity. The coding region runs from base 435 to 1826 and encodes 463 amino acids. The record is from RefSeq and is a predicted model, not a curated record.
AGUUCGCUGUUCGCCUGACAUCGCUGACAUCUUUCUUUGUGCAACUUCUUAAAGUCGCUCUUGCUUGUGUAAAAUCCCGUUAAUUUGCUUUCGUAAUUUGUGUUAACAAAGGCUUUAACAAUUCGUGACGGUGAAGUGAUUUAUGAGCUACGUGACACGGGACGCUGGCCUCUGUAUAUGCCAAUAACUCCGUGCUAUAAUAAAGUAUUGUUAUAGUAAUUUAUCGAUUAACCUUCUUCAACAUAUUGUUUUCAAUGCUGUUUAUUUAUUAGUGCUGUGUGGUGACUAAGGAACCAGCAGCAGGAUUUUUGUGAGGAAGUGCAUCUCAAGACUGAGCCGUGUCUUGGGGAAAAAUCAACCCGGGCACUACGGUGGCCCCAGAAACACCCCCUCCAGCUCCCCAACCACCAGAUGCUGUUGCAGGAGCGUUGGAGAUGACGGGUACAGACAAUAUCCGCUUUAGCGGGCACACUAUAGACAAGGCUACUAAAGCCAAAGUCACCCUUGAGAACUUCUAUACGAAUCUCAUUACACAGCACUAUGAGAGAAAGCAAAGGCUGGAGAAACUGGAGGAGUCGCUCAAAGAUGAAAGCCUCACAGAGAGUCAGAAACAGGAGAAGCGUCAGCAACAUGCUCAAAAGGAAACCGAGUUUCUUAGGCUCAAACGUUCGCGGCUUGGUGUCGAAGAUUUUGAGCCCUUGAAGGUGAUUGGCAGAGGUGCGUUUGGUGAAGUGCGAUUAGUUCAGAAGAAAGACACGGGUCACGUAUAUGCUAUGAAAAUACUCAGAAAGGCAGACAUGCUUGAGAAAGAACAAGUUGCCCACGUGCGAGCGGAAAGGGAUAUCCUAGUGGAAGCAGACCACCAGUGGGUGGUGAAGAUGUACUACAGUUUCCAAGACCCCAUGAACCUUUAUCUCAUCAUGGAGUUCCUGCCAGGUGGUGAUAUGAUGACGCUUCUAAUGAAGAAAGACACCCUCAGUGAAGAAUGCGCCCAAUUCUAUGUAGCGGAGACGGCGCUCGCUAUUGAUAGUAUACAUAAACUUGGAUUUAUCCAUAGAGAUAUAAAACCCGACAAUCUGCUACUAGACGCGCGUGGGCACAUCAAGCUCAGUGACUUUGGUCUCUGCACCGGCCUCAAGAAGAGUCACCGUACCGAUUUCUACCGGGACCUUAGUAGAGCUACACCUUCCGAUUUCAUCUAUUUCCCAGUAACCACGUCAUCCUCCGCGAUGGACUCCAAGCGACGAGCCGAGUCUUGGAAGAGAAAUCGGCGCGCCCUCGCCUACUCUACCGUUGGAACACCUGAUUACAUCGCACCAGAGGUCUUUCUGCAAACUGGAUAUGGUCCACAGGCUGAUUGGUGGAGCUUGGGAGUCAUUAUGUAUGAGAUGUUGAUCGGAUAUCCGCCAUUUUGUUCGGAAUCGCCGCAAGAAACGUACCGUAAAGUUAUGUCUUGGCGCGAAUCUCUCACGUUUCCACCAGAGAUCCCUAUCAGCGAGGAAGCCAGAGAGACCAUACUUCGCUUCUGUUCUGAACCUGAUCGCAGACUGGGUUCCCAACGGGGCAUUGAAGACGUGAAAUCCGUGUCUUUCUUCCGAGGCGUGGACUGGAACCACGUACGCGAGCGCCCGGCCGCUAUCACUGUUGACGUACGCUCCAUCGACGACACCUCGAACUUUGACGACUUCCCGGACGUGAAGCUCGAAAUUCCCUCAGCACCGAUCACUCAGGACGGCGAAGUAGCGUAUAAAGAUUGGGUGUUCAUUAACUACACGUUUAAGAGGUUCGAAGGGCUCACUCAGAGGGGUACUCCGACAAAGAAGUGAACCCACUGCCCUGACGACACUCGAGCUUAUUCACUUCAACGCGCCAGAUAACUAAAAAUCACAGUGAGUAAAGUAUUGAAAAGCCACAAGUGUAUCAUAAACCUACCUGAUGCCUCAAGGUUUUUAAUGUUAGAUAAAAUACUUGUACAUAGAUGUAAGCUUACAUUUCUCCUGUUCUGAGUCUCUGUCCCUUGAGUCACUUGUUCAUGGAUAACUUUUUUUUUUCUUAAUUUUAUUUUACACGAUACUUUUUACAAUCGUCCUAUCGCUGUGUUCCUAUAUAUUCUCGGGAACGGCUGGGCCGUGUCGAGUUUUAUGAUUUUUAUUUCUCUGGCGAGGUAUAAAUGUACUAACACUGUCUAUAUUAGAUUUCUUUUAAGUAUUUUAAUUUUGCGCUCGAUAUUUUAUUUUUUUGUUAUUUAUCAGAAAAUUUAUAGUUAUACGUAACUAUAAUACGAAUUAAGUACAUACUUUAGUCGCUUACGAGCGUUCCUAAGAAUAUGAGUGAUCGAAGCUGUUUUUAAUCGUCUUAAAGUACCACUUAACGGGAACGACCUACGUUUAACUGUACAAUACUAUAUACACUUGAUUUUGUCAAAGACUACAUAUAAAUUACUUUUACUGGAACCCCUUAACUCGAGCCAUUCUUGCUUCGUAGAAUGUUGUAUGUUACAUGUGAUUGUGGUAGAGUGAAUCAAAUCCGAAUGAUAAACUUUAACUUUUACUAGAAUCAUUAUUAAUGUCAGUGUUAAUCAUUCGGUAAUUAGCUUAAGGGCGAUGCAUUUUUCAUGUGAAUUCCUACGGACCAACAUUAUCUUGCCAAUGCGUUGAAUGCAUUUUACCUAUGACAAGUAAUUGAUUUAUUAGUGUUGGUCAAAUUAUUGCAGCCUAGUUCUGUUGAUAGAAAGGCGAAUAAAUUUUAAAUUACAGAAUGAUAUACGCUAAAGACUAAAUAAUUGUAAGCUUGUAGGCUUGCUGUGUGUCUACUCAAAACAAUUAUAUAAACUCAAUACAAGAAUUGUGGACGAUCUUAAAUUAUUUACAACAAUACUGAAAUGUUACUAAUGAUCCAUUAUUUUGAUUGUAAUAUGAAGGGAAUUUUAUUUAUAUCAAAACUUUAGGUUGUUCAAUAACUUGGAUGUUUGUCAGGCGUAAUCCUAUCUGUAACUAUACACAUUAUAAUUCUAAUAUAUUUUUAUAUUUAUGUAAAUAUCGAUUCGAGGUUCAGAGUUCAAUUCAUUGCAAUAGUAUUCCGUCCAAAAAUUUAGUUACUAUAAAAUGCUUUAUUCUUAAAGUCGAAUAUUAAUUCUCAUAUAAAUUGUACAUUAUAAUUAGACGUUUGAACAAUUAUUCCUGAUAGAUUUCCAAUUAAUGAACAACUUAAAACAGAUGCCAGGUUUUUUUUUGUCCGUUGACAAUUCAGCGAAUAUAACAAAAACAUUUGUGAUAAAUUAUCAAAUAACAACACAACAUUCAAUGUUACGGUGAACGCUCAGAACUUCAUUAUUAUUUUUAAUAUAAAUUUUGUAAGUUGUAUUUUAAUUAUUAAAAUUUUAUUUCAAAAUGUUCGUUUAGUAUAAUUUAACUUAGUUUAAUAAUAAAAUUCUUGUCCUUUGAAUUGUCGCUGCCUUUUUGCGUGGCUAAUGCUUGUUUCCGGAUACCAAUGGAUGGACAACGAAACUGCAUUUGGAUAAAAAUAUAUUAAGAUCCAACCUUUAAACAUCGUCAUGUAUAUUUCACAAAUCAGUUUAAAUACAUACGAGCCUCUGUUAAAUCGGCAUUAUGUUAAAUUAUAUUUAUAAUUGUAUUAUUUUAAUGUGACUAAUCUAAUAUUAGUUAAAUUAUUUGAUUAAUUGUAAGUACACUUUUGUCGGCGUCUGUACCAAUUUCAAUAGUUUUUAGCUCUCUUCAACUGUGUUCACUAAAAUAAUCCAUCACUUACCCUAUUUAUUAUAUGUUGGAUGUACUCAUUUAUCCAUUAAACAAAUGUCAAUAAAAUCCAGGACUACUGCUUUAUUCUAGCCCUGUUAGAGCCUAGGUAUAUGAGAGCAAUGUAAUUGGAUGUUUGCGUUUAUAAUUGACGGCCACAAUUUUUUUAAAUUACAUUUUAAAUAUUGUAUGAGAAAUCAGUAUUGACUAAAUAAGAUAUUUGUUUUAUUGUAUGUAUUUCAUCCCUGUAACUAAUACAUACACAUAUGUCGUGUGAAUGUGUCUUGACAAUGAAAACUAUUUUGUUGAGAGUACAGAAAAUAGAUUCAGACACACAUGUCAAACGGCUUAUCCACUGUGAAUGUAGCAACUGUAAAAUGUUGCUAAGAAUAAUAUUAAUAUAUUGCGAACUUCACAGUGGUGAUUUUGUUUGAUGCCGUCUAUAGUAUCAAAUGCUUUUCUGCCUCAAGCCUGCAUUUUCAAUGUCUUCGCUAUUCGCUUUGUUAUUGUUAAAGUAGUAUGUGGAUUGUAUUAUUUAAUUUGUUUAGAGUAAGUCUUAAAAUAUAUUUUAUUUAACGUCUUGUUUCUUCCAUGUGGUUUAAGAAAGUGGCAAUACGAAACGGUAUUAAAGAG